Trichechus manatus latirostris (Florida manatee) is the source of this 1190-nucleotide messenger RNA. Its product is annotated as olfactory receptor 10K1. NCBI's taxonomy places the organism in Eukaryota, Metazoa, Chordata, Mammalia, Sirenia, Trichechidae. The record is from RefSeq and is a predicted model, not a curated record. Bases 60 to 1001 code for a protein of 313 amino acids. Gene Ontology annotation, molecular function: G protein-coupled receptor activity; olfactory receptor activity. Gene Ontology annotation, biological process: G protein-coupled receptor signaling pathway; detection of chemical stimulus involved in sensory perception of smell. The transcript has a single exon. Gene Ontology annotation, cellular component: plasma membrane.
AUACAUUUCUACUUUUCCUCAUCGUCUGCUCCUGACUUUCCUCUACAGCAGCGCUCUCCAUGGCUGGGGUCAAUGAGACGGUGGUGAGAGAGUUUGUCUUCCUGGGCUUCUCAUCUCUGGCCAGGCUGCAGCAGCUGCUCUUUGUUAUCUUCCUGCUCUUCUACCUCUUCACUCUGGGCACCAAUGCCACCAUCAUUUCCACCAUUGUGCUGGACAGGGCCCUUCACACUCCCAUGUACUUCUUCCUCGCUGUCCUCUCUUGCUCUGAGACCUGCUACACUUUCGUCAUUGUACCCAAAAUGCUGGUUGACCUGCUGACCCAGAAGGAGAGCAUCUCCUUCCUGGGCUGUGCCAUCCAGAUGUUUACUUUCCUCUUCCUUGGCUGUUCUCACUCCUUCCUGUUGGCAGCCAUGGGUUAUGAUCGCUACGUGGCCAUCUGUAACCCACUGCGCUACACAGUGCUCAUGGGACAUGUGGUUUGUGUGAGACUAGUGGCUGUUGCCUGUGUCUGUGGCUUCACUGUCUCCCUGGUCACUACCUCCCUGGUAUUUCAUCUGCCCUUCCACUCUUCCAACCAACUCCAUCACUUCUUCUGUGACAUCUCUCCUGUCCUCAAGCUGGCAUCUCAGCACUCCCGCCUGAGUCAGAUGGUCAUAUUCAUGCUUGGUGUGUUUGUCCUGGUUAUUCCACUGUUACUUAUCCUGGUCUCCUACAUCUGCAUCAUCUCUGCCAUUCUAAAAAUCCCUUCCUCUGUGGGAAGGUACAAGGCCUUCUCCACCUGUGCCUCCCAUCUCAUUGUGGUCACUGUUCACUAUGGUUGUGCUUCUUUCAACUACUUAAGGCCCAAGUCCAAUCACUCUUCAAGCCAAGACACUCUGAUAUCUGUGUCUUACACUAUCCUCACUCCAUUGUUCAAUCCAAUGAUUUACAGUCUAAGAAAUAAGGAGUUCAAGUCAGCCCUUCGAAGAGCAAUGGGCCAGACUUCAUUUCCUGUUAAUUAAACAGCCAAUUUUAACUAUUCAGUUAAUUGUGUGCCUAUUAUGUGCCAAGCAAAAAGUGUGCUUUCACACAUUUUCUCAUUUAAGUGUCCAACUGCACUGUAACACAAGGACAUUUUACAUAAGAGGAAAAUAAGACUGCAAGAAGUUAAGAAGCUCUAGCUUUCUACUGUCGGUAGUAUGGUCUCUAAC